Molecule: messenger RNA, 2455 nt
Organism: Argiope bruennichi
Lineage: Eukaryota; Metazoa; Arthropoda; Arachnida; Araneae; Araneidae
Product: glucose dehydrogenase [FAD, quinone]-like
Exons: 12
Coding region: 165-2030 (621 amino acids)
Molecular function (GO): oxidoreductase activity, acting on CH-OH group of donors; flavin adenine dinucleotide binding
Source: RefSeq, a predicted model, not a curated record
AGCUGCAAAGGGGUUCUAUCGGAAUGUCUUAUAAAGAAACAUCUUUUCGAUUUCUUACAAACUAAUCACAUUGAUUCUACUUUACCUCUCAAACAGAAACUUCGAUUUUCUUGCAGGGUUCCAGGCCACCAGUUCCGAUAAACUUUCAUAUUUAACCAGGUACCAUGGACAUAGCAGCCGAGAGGGCGUAUCCUACGCCCUUCGCGAAUUCUCCUCUUCUGCCCCUUCUACUCAUUUCCCUGGCUACACAAAGGAACGCCCCUAAAACAGUUGCUACCGUCAAAGAUGAAUAUGACUACAUCGUCGUUGGUUCUGGUUCUGCUGGAUCGGUGGUGGCGAGUCGCUUAUCGGAGGAACCCUGCGUGAGUGUUUUGUUGCUGGAAGCUGGACAAGGUGCCCCUUUGCUAAAUGACAUCCCUUCCAUCGGUAGAAGUUUCUGGUUCACUAACCUCGAUUGGGCAUACAAGACAACACCCCAAAAGAAUACUGGAGAGUCUCUUGUCAACAGGCAAGUUAUAUUCCCGGCCGGCAAAGGCUUCGGAGGAUCAAGCUUGUUGAAUGCGAUGCUCUACGUCAGAGGCAACCGGAAGAACUACGAUGAUUGGGCAGCUAAUGGUGCAACAGGGUGGAGUUUCAAGGAAGUAUGGCCUUACUUUUUGAAAAUGGAGGACAACCAAGAUCCGGCAUACUUAGCAACCGGUUAUCAUGGCAUUGGUGGUCCAUUGACUGUCGAGAAGCCAAGAUAUACAUCAGAGAUAAAAGGGCCUAUUACAGAAUCAGCUUUGCAGCUGGGUUACCAAAUUGUCGAUUCUAGCGGAGCCAGACAGACAGGUUUUGACGACUUCCAGAGUACGGCGAGGGACUCUCAGCGUUGUAGUACAGCCAAAGCUUAUUUGGUGCCUGCAGAAAACCGGACUAAUCUUGAUAUGGCUGGCAACGCUUUUGUCAAAAAAAUAUUAUUCCAAGGAAAUAAAGCCAUUGGUGUCGAGUUCGAUCGCGGCAUGAUGACUCACCAAGUAAAAGCAAGGCGGGAAGUGAUCAUUUCUGCUGGAACAACAAACUCUGCUCAACUUCUUAUGCUCUCCGGAAUCGGACCCAAAGAACAUCUUGCAAAAUUCAAUAUUCCUCUCGUUGCUGAUUUGCCUGUUGGUGAUAAUCUCCAGGACCAUAUUGCCGGAUUUCUGUCUUAUACUUUGAGUCCUAAGAUUCCUACAGUGCCCCAAAAGCUGACGAAUAAUAAGAACAUCUAUGAAUACGUUUUUAGCAGAACAGGUCCUUUAGCAUCUGCGGAAUUCCAAUCGUAUCUCGCCUUCUUGAACAAAAAGUCUAAAAAUCCUCCAGUGGAUUAUCCUGAUUAUGAGCUAUAUUUUGCUGAAAUCCCCAAAGAAGUUGCACAAAAUGAAGUGGGACUGAAGCCAGAAGUUUAUAAGCAAUUGUUUGGACCCUACGAAAACGAAGCAUUCAUGUUCUGUGCAAGUCAGAUUCUGCAUCCUAAAAGUCGAGGAACUGUCAGACUGCAAUCUAAUAAUCCUUAUGAUCCACCCCUAAUCGAUCCCAACUAUUUGGAUCAUCCCGAAGAUUUUGAUGAUGUCAUAGCAGGCCUUAAGACUUGCAAGCAGGUCGGGGAGAGCGCACCGAUGCAGAAAGUUGGAUUACAACCAUUCAACACCACAUACCCGGGAUGCGAAAAGUUGAUGGGAGAUGAGUAUCAGUUUUUCAAAUGCAUGGUGAAGAACGCCGUCAUAACUCUGAGCCAUCAGGUGGGAACUUGCAAGAUGGGAGAUCCAAAAGAUCCAACCACAGUUGUUGAUCCUCAGCUGAGAGUGAAAAAUGUGAAAGGCCUUCGUGUUAUCGAUGCUUCCAUCAUGCCCAUUGUGACGUCAGGAAACACCAACAUCCCAACAAUUAUGAUCGCAGAAAAGGCCUCGGACAUGAUAAAACAAACCAUAGGAUGUCCAAACUAUCUGCAACCGAAUUACGAGAAUUUCAUUAAUAAACCGCUGCCUCCCAUGAAUGGUACAGUCCCAUAAAGCACAGUUGAAAGUAUAUAUUUUCAUACUUUGAAAUAAUUAUAUUGCCAGUUUGAAAAACGAAUUUGUAAGAAAUAUGGAAGAAAGACACAAGUGCGUUGAACUUUACACAGAUGUUGUGACAUAAUUGUUCGCAACAAUUUUAUUCUGACAAAAUUGUUGUGAACUUUGUAAUAAAAUUUCGAUUUUUUCUUUUUUUUUCCUUAUAAAAUUUAUAUACGUGUGACAUUGAUAUUUCAAGAAAAUAUCUUAAAUGUUCACCUUAUACUUUGAAAAAUAAAAUUUUUAUUUCCACAAAGUACGCGAUUCUUUAUAUUGUAAUUAUUAUACAUCAAGAAUCAUAUAAAUAUUUAAUUUUUUUCCCAUUUAAGUGUAUUAAUGAUAGUAUAAGAUCGAUCUUGAUAUUAAAGUGAUUCAAAAUUUUG